AUGUCGCCGCCACCCGAUGCCGAAGCUCUCCGUCGUCGCCCCGUCCCCGACCACCUCCACGACGGCUACCCCGAGCUCCGGCGACUCCCAGACUCCUCCUCGCGCACGCUUUUGCACACCUACAGGCCCGGUGAGGCCCCCUCCUACGUGCCCCUUCCCCUCGCUGUAGACGUCGUGCGCCACACUCGCCCACGAUGUCGCGCGCUACUGCCCCCUUUGCUGCUGCUGCUCUGCCGCUGCGCACGCGCGAGCUCUUCCUGGCCGCCUCGUUGCCGCAGUCGCCCGCCGCGCUGCUCGCCGCCCAUCCCCGCGCGCGCUCUUACCUACGCCCCGUGCCCGCGCUGCCUGCUGCUCGCCGCCCUCGGUUGCACCGCGCGCUCGCCACCGCCUGCUGCGGCGCCCCACCGCAAUGGCCGCGCCCGCAGCCGCACCAUCGCCGACGCCGCUGUCCACUGCCCCGCUGCCGUGCCGCACCGCCCGCGUGCCUGUCGUCGCCCGCACUGCUUGCCGCUGCGCGCCGCCCCGUCCUCCCCGUGCCGGCCACGCCCGGCCCGGCCCCGCGGUGCUGCCCUCGCUCGCCCUGGCCCCUGCCGCUGCUCGCUCCCUUGCUGGACAUGUUGCUUCGCUGCUGCGGCCCCGCACGCGCUCGUCGAAGCCCCCGCGUCCGCCACCCCAUUCUGCCGCGCUCGUCGUGAACGCCUUCCGCCCCUGGCCGCCCCGCUGGCCGCUGGCGCCCUGCCUCCCCGCGGCUGCCCCAUGCGCAUGCCCUGCUCGCCGCCCGUCUCGUGCCGCUCACUGCCUCCAGUCACCGCGGCCCUCCCCCGCCUCGCCGAGGCCACGGCCUCACCCCGCCCCGGGCAGGCAUCGGCCUCCUUGGGCGCCCACGCCCAUCGCCCAGUAAACCCGCCCCGCUAG
Aegilops tauschii subsp. strangulata is the source of this 915-nucleotide messenger RNA. NCBI's taxonomy places the organism in Eukaryota, Viridiplantae, Streptophyta, Magnoliopsida, Poales, Poaceae. The record is from RefSeq and is a predicted model, not a curated record.